UUAUUGAAACAUUUUUGUUUUGUUUUUUUAGUUUUGUUGAUUGAAUUAUGUUAAUAGUUAGUGAUAUGACUGAACAAAAACAACAAAAACAGGAAUCGCGUAAUAAACUGACAACUGAACUGACAGAUGAAAUCAAAACUAUACUCAAAGAUCAAGACAUAGAAAUGUUAGAACCUAUAGAUAAUGGCAGUACAAGUAUUGUGUUUAAAGGCUUACUAACCAUAGAUGGAGGUCAGGUAGUAGAUGUUGCCAUCAAGUUUGUCAAUUUGGACAAACAGAGUGAUAAAGUCAGAAACAAAUACAUACCACAAGAGAUCAGUCUUGUCGAGCGUCUCAAACAUAAACAUAUCAUACGUACGUAUAAAGUGGUUAAACACAAGAACAAGUAUGUGUUUAUAGUAAGUGAAUUGGCUGACGGAGACCUAAUCAAAGUAUUGGAAAAGGGAGAACUGUUGGAUGAAAAGUUGGUCAGAGAGUGGUUUCGGCAGAUAGUAAAGGCCGUGGAGUACAUUCAUAGGAAGGGUGUGGCGCACAGGGAUUUGAAGGCCGAUAAUAUAUUGAUCGUCAAAAAUACGAUGAAAUUAUGUGAUUUUGGUUACGCCCGACAGUCCCGUAAUGAUGACGGAUCCGUCAAAAUGGUUAGGACACUUUGCGGUACUAUUGAAUACGCAUCACCGGAAUCGCUGUCCCGUUUGCAACCGUUUGACCCAAUGGUGUCCGACUGUUUCAGUUUAGGCGUAGUCUUAUAUACGAUGUUGACGUUGAACUUUCCCUUUGGUUCAGGCGAUUGUGUCCGCAGUAAAGAAGGUAGAAGUGAAUUGUUGGCCAACAUUAAGGCUCAACAGUGGUCACUGCCGGACAACUAUAAAGACAAUAACAAUAUCUGCAGUUUACUAAAACAGUUACUGAAUCCCGAUCCAAGUGGACGAAUCCGCAGCUGUCAGAUAUUAUCUCAUCCGUGGUUCAGUACAAUACCAUCGACUAAUCAUUUACAACAAACUAACGGUUCUCAAUAA
Messenger RNA from Oppia nitens, 1016 nucleotides. Its product is annotated as testis-specific serine/threonine-protein kinase 3-like. The transcript has a single exon. The coding region runs from base 48 to 1016 and encodes 322 amino acids. Gene Ontology annotation, molecular function: ATP binding; protein kinase activity. The record is from RefSeq and is a predicted model, not a curated record. Gene Ontology annotation, biological process: regulation of cytokinesis; mitotic cell cycle; protein phosphorylation. NCBI's taxonomy places the organism in Eukaryota, Metazoa, Arthropoda, Arachnida, Sarcoptiformes, Oppiidae. Gene Ontology annotation, cellular component: nucleus; cytoplasm; spindle pole.